GGGCAGCAGGGUUAUUGCUACGGUCCGCUAACAAUGCAAACUGGGGAGGGCUAGGAGACUGGCAGUAGCUGGCCAAGUGCCCAAUGCGCUUGCGCAUAGACAGGGUGCCAGGUACGCAUGCGCUAUUGUGGUUGAGUUGCUAAACUGCGCUAGAACGCCUGCGCACUGUGCUGCCAACGUUGUGUUGUCUCCCUGGGGAAAGGAAGGUCGGGCGAGUCCACGUAAAAGGAGCCCCGCUGUGCGCGGAGCCCUCUGCUGGGCGGAGGGGGAGUGCCAGCCCCUGGGAGUUCGUACCUGGUUGACGUUGCCAGCAGGAUUUGACGGUGGAGUCUGAUGAAAGAGACAACUCCCGAGCUGGGAAGGAGGAGGUCCGAGUGAAGAUCAAAGACCUGAAUGAGCAUAUUGUUUGCUGCCUGUGUGCUGGCUACUUCGUGGAUGCCACCACCAUCACAGAGUGUCUUCAUACUUUUUGCAAGAGUUGUAUUGUGAAGUACCUCCAAACCAGCAAAUACUGCCCCAUGUGUAACAUCAAGAUCCACGAGACACAGCCACUACUAAACCUCAAACUUGACCGGGUCAUGCAAGACAUUGUGUACAAGCUAGUGCCCGGCUUGCAAGACAGUGAAGAGAAACGGAUUCGGGAAUUCUACCAGUCCCGAGGCUUGGACAGGGUCACCCAGCCCAGUGGGGAAGAGCCAGCCCUCAGCAACCUUGGCCUCCCCUUCAGCAGCUUCGACCACUCAAAAGCCCACUACUAUCGCUAUGAUGAACAGCUGAGCUUAUGCCUGGAGCGGCUGAGUUCUGGCAAAGACAAGAAUAAAAAUGUCCUACAGAACAAGUAUGUUCGAUGUUCUGUUAGAGCUGAAGUACGCCAUCUCCGGAGGGUCCUUUGUCAACGCCUGAUGCUAAAUCCACAGAAUGUACAGCUCCUUUUUGACAAUGAAGUUCUCCCUGAUCACAUGACAAUGAAACAGAUUUGGUUGUCCCGCUGGUUUGGCAAGCCAUCCCCUUUGCUUUUACAAUACAGUGUAAAAGAGAAGAGGAGGUAGGGGCCAAGCCCCACUCAGUCCUCUCCCCUUCCCUCCCCAGAUAUUUAUGUGAAAUUAACUGUGGCUUUAUUUUUUGAAAUAAAAGCUUUCUAAAAGCA
Messenger RNA from Perognathus longimembris pacificus (Pacific pocket mouse), 1147 nucleotides. It is a transcript of the gene Pcgf1, whose product is annotated as polycomb group ring finger 1. Gene Ontology annotation, biological process: negative regulation of transcription by RNA polymerase II. Lineage: Eukaryota; Metazoa; Chordata; Mammalia; Rodentia; Heteromyidae. The transcript is spliced from 9 exons. Gene Ontology annotation, cellular component: PRC1 complex. Gene Ontology annotation, molecular function: promoter-specific chromatin binding. Bases 519 to 1049 code for a protein of 176 amino acids. The record is from RefSeq and is a predicted model, not a curated record.